GUUUACACCAGGAGACCGGAAAUGGAGUCCGGCAACAUGGCAGAAAGAAAGGCAUGGUAGAAACAUGGAAGAUUUACAAUAAACGAUCGGGUUGAGAUGCGAUUUCAUAGCAGUGGGUAUUAAAACAGAAACCUAGUUGUCUCGUUUGUGUUGAAAUGUCCAAGCCUGCAUUGCUGUCUCUCCAUCAAGCGUUGAGGAAAGGCUUCCAGACUCUGGAGAGCAACCAGAAGCUGUGGAGGUCGGUGCUGGCGGAGUGCACGCCUCUCAUGGUGUCUCUGGGAAACUUAGCGGAGCAGCUGAGGGCGCUUUCCAGGGUCCAGCUGUCCAACACACCGCUCAGCGCCUUCCCCGACCUGCAGCAGUGUCUGCACUUCAAACUCGUACAGGCCACGGAUACAGUCCUGGGCAAACUCAGUGAGAAAAUGUCCUCUCUCCAGGCUGCAAGGGAUGCCAUCAGUAACCAGGUGUCCGGAGUCUUCCAGGUGUACGAGCAGAACAUGGACAGCCUGGAUCUGCUCACCUUGACCGAGCGCUCGGCCACAGCUCCAUCAGCUGCUGACAUGAUGGAGUGGCUGCAGGAUGCCGAGCGUCACUAUCGGCAUCAAUAUCUGAGGAGGAAAACUCUGCUGCAGACCUUCAGAGCCGAUGACCUCUCCCUGCUGGAGUCUGCUCCCAAGAGAUGGGAAUCCUUAGCGUCACCCAGUGCAGAGGACAGAAUCACAGAUACACUUUUCAAAGUGUCCCUCUUCAUGGAGACACAGUGAAGAGAGUAAAAUGGCUGAGAUUGAGAAGUUUGUCAAUCUGAUGGCCUUUUCUGUGAAGAAGCUGCCGAGAACACAAUUCAAACAAUAAGGAACAGAUGCACAUGUGUACAUUAAAUGGACAUUUUAACAUGUAAAUCGAGGAUGUAAAGAUGAAGACUGGAUUAUUUGGCCAGGAAAAAUGUCGCUGGAUCUGUUACACAUUUUUUGAUAGCUACAAAAUGUGUGCAUGUCCACGGAAAUUACAUUUUGAAGGAGAGCCUGAUUGAAAAUGUAUUUUUUCUUGGACCAGUACCAGCACAGAUAUUUUGGAGUAAAGAACUUCCAAUAGCAAUAUGCUGGCAGGAAAUUGUUUAUCCUCAAAAACAUAGCCAAGGCAAUCAUCAGAUUUGGUAAUUUAGUUGUCAAGUCAUGAAAUAAUUUUUUCAUCGUUUGUAAUAAUAAAAAAAAAAAAGUACUGGAAGCUUGAUAUUUUGCAGUUGAACAGUAAACUUAAUGAAUUCUGGACACGAUC
Molecule: messenger RNA, 1275 nt
Organism: Myripristis murdjan (pinecone soldierfish)
Lineage: Eukaryota; Metazoa; Chordata; Actinopteri; Holocentriformes; Holocentridae
Gene: airim
Product: AFG2 interacting ribosome maturation factor
Exons: 4
Coding region: 156-764 (202 amino acids)
Cellular component (GO): nucleus; cytoplasm
Source: RefSeq, a predicted model, not a curated record